This is a messenger RNA of Miscanthus lutarioriparius, 2004 nucleotides long. The record is from the annotation of a GenBank genome assembly. Lineage: Eukaryota; Viridiplantae; Streptophyta; Magnoliopsida; Poales; Poaceae.
AUGGCUCCUGACCCGUCCGCUACCCCUGGCAACGGCGACGGCGCUCCCCCGUCGCCGGAGCUGAUCCAGCCACCCAGCCCCCACCCAACCCAUCCGACCUCAGAUCUGAAAUCCCCGGAGCCGAAUCUAUCGCGACAUGUGAAGGUUCCGGGUAUCCUGCAGCAGUUUGAGGAAGCAUCGGAGCCUAGAAGCACAGGUUCGGCGCCGCCCCAAUCCCUUCCCGCACCGCCAGCCAGCCUGGCGCCGGCAGCCACCUCCAGCGCCCCUGCCACUCCGGCAACGGCGACCACCACCACAACCGCUGACACCCCCGCCGCACUAAGCGCAGGUUUGGCGUCCCAAGCCCUCCCCACGCCGCCAGCCAGCCCAGCUCCGGCGGCCACCUCCAGCGCCCCUGCCGGGGUGGCAGCGGCGGCCACCACCACAACCCCUGCCACCCCCGCCACACUUGCAAGCAGUGAAGGCGCCACUGAGGAAGUGGAGCUCCUUGAUUGGGGCGACUCUGAUAGUGAGGAGGACCCAGCUGAAGAAACCAGCUCUGAAGCUUCAGCGGCCAAGAUCUGCAGCCGCCCUGUUCUCGGUGUGCCUGUAGCUGCGGGCCCGGCCACCAACGUCGUUGGCGUCUUGCCUUCAGGUGUCGAUUCAGUCGACCCGCUUCAUCCCGUCAUUGGUCCUGACGCGGCUGGGGUGAGCAGCUCAAGGGUGCCGGCCGUACCAUCCGUGUUGAAGCCACUGCCAUGGUUGAGCCCGUUCAGGCCAACAAGCGUGCCGACGCCCUCUGCCGCGGCCACUGGCCGUCACAAGAUGGUGUGGAGGAGGCUGAAGGUGACGGAAGAUUCCACUGUGUGGCUACCAGAGCAGAAGGCUCAAGGUUUCAAGCAGCUUGCCAGCUCUCAGCCUAGCAGCUGCUGGGAGCUCGGGGAGUCUUCGGGAGCUAAUGCUCGGCUAGAGCUUCCGCCUUCGCCGAGAUGGCAAACGGGAAGGAUGAAGUACUGGUGGCGCAAGGACGAAACUCUACAGGAGGAUGGCUCUGGCAAGACUAGGCGAGCAGUGCAGGACGCCGCCCCGGGACACACCAUGGACGACCGGGAGUUUUGUAAAAGGCGCCUCGUCGGGCGCUGCUUCCGGUGUCUCGGCGUCGACCACCAAGUUGCACAAUGCAGGGACCCUGUUCGCUGCCUAAGGUGCAAGGGCUUCGGCCACAUCUCACGCCACUGCAGCUCCGCCCGGCGACAACCCAGCUCAGCCAAGCUCCGCUCCCAGCUCACCUUCCCGACCAGUAGCAUCCACAGCCGCCUAGCUUUCCACCACUCUGCUCUGCCAACCAUCCCAAAACGCCACCAUCUCAGAACACUCCAAACAACUCAAUACACCCACCACCAAAGGCCAGGGAGACAAAGGACGUGUCUGGCCAGACUGCCAACCGCCCAACGCUGGGCCGUGUCGCCAUCGUUCCGUGGUGCAGCCAUUGCCAGGCGCCAGCGGCACCCUGGUUGCAUUGCGAGCGUGACCAGGAUGACGACUUCGAGGGACCGCGACGAUGCAACGAACGACGCCGUUCGCGGUCACCAUUGCGUCGCGAUAAGAUGGGCACGGGUGACAGCACCCCUCAUUUCCCGAUUGUUCAAGGAGCUCCUGACACCCUCGCUGCCGACACCAGAUUCUCCUCCACCCCGAGCGACCCUCCCCCGCACACGCAAGCCGAGGAAGAAGAAGACAUUGCAAGCGACGCGCUCGAGCUUGCACCUGGCUGCCAAACCAUCUGCGGUGCCGGUGGCUCAGCGCGCACAACACAAGCUGAUGGGCGAACUAGAGUUCGUCAAUCCACAGCAACCGGCACCUGAUGCAGCAGUGACUGGAUACAUUGACUUGUAUGGUGCUGAUCUUCCAGAGCAGGCCAUCAAGGCAAUCAGGGCAGCAACACGCCUGGUCAACAAGGAGCUGGCGAAGGCCUUAGCGGCGAUGGUUGACGAAUAUGAUGCAGCGGAGAUGGAGGCCCAGUGA